Owenia fusiformis is the source of this 1581-nucleotide messenger RNA. The record is from the annotation of a GenBank genome assembly. NCBI's taxonomy places the organism in Eukaryota, Metazoa, Annelida, Polychaeta, Sabellida, Oweniidae.
AUUUUUUUCAGAUGAGGUCCGAACUGGUACCUACCGCCAACUAUUCCACCCUGAGCAGUUGAUCACUGGUAAGGAAGAUGCUGCCAACAACUACGCCCGUGGUCAUUACACAAUCGGGAAAGAAAUCGUUGACCUUGUCCUUGAUCGCAUCAGGAAGUUGGCCGAUCAGUGCACUGGUCUCCAGGGAUUCCUCAUCUUCCACUCCUUCGGUGGUGGAACUGGGUCUGGAUUCACCUCAUUGUUGAUGGAGCGUCUUUCCGUCGACUAUGGCAAGAAGUCUAAGCUGGAGUUUGCCGUCUACCCUGCUCCUCAGAUUUCCACCGCUGUUGUUGAGCCAUACAAUUCUAUCCUGACUACCCAUACCACCCUUGAGCACUCCGACUGCGCCUUCAUGGUUGACAACGAGGCUCUCUAUGAUAUCUGCCGUCGUAACUUGGACAUUGAGCGCCCAACAUACACCAACUUGAAUCGUCUGAUUGGACAGAUUGUCAGCUCCAUCACCGCCUCUCUGCGUUUCGAUGGUGCCCUGAACGUCGAUCUGACUGAGUUCCAGACUAACUUGGUACCCUACCCACGUAUCCAUUUCCCACUGGCCUCAUACGCACCAGUCAUCUCUGCCGAAAAGGCCUACCACGAGCAGCUCUCAGUCGCUGAGAUCACCAACGCUUGCUUUGAGCCAGCCAACCAGAUGGUGAAGUGCGAUCCCCGUCACGGAAAGUACAUGGCCUGUUGCAUGUUGUACCGUGGUGAUGUCGUCCCCAAGGAUGUCAACGCUGCCAUUGCUACCAUCAAGACCAAGCGUACCAUCCAGUUCGUUGACUGGUGUCCCACUGGAUUCAAGGUUGGCAUCAACUACCAGCCACCCACCGCUGUCCCCGGAGGUGAUUUGGCCAAGGUCCAACGUGCUGUAUGCAUGUUGAGCAACACCACUGCCAUCGCUGAAGCCUGGGCUCGUCUUGACCACAAGUUCGAUCUCAUGUACGCCAAGCGUGCUUUCGUCCACUGGUACGUCGGAGAAGGUAUGGAGGAGGGAGAGUUCUCGGAGGCUCGUGAGGAUUUGGCUGCCCUGGAGAAGGACUAUGAAGAGGUCGGUGUCGACUCUGUUGAGGGAGAAGGUGAAGAGGAAGAUGAAUAUUAAAGAUUCCAUGAUAUUUAUUGAUCCAUAGUACAUCCAUGUUUUACAAAAUACAAGAUCUCAAUCUUAGUGUACUCCUUAUUUCAACACAGUGCUAUUUUAGUGAACAUUAAUCUACGAAAAGAGACUACUUUAUAUCAGCCCACGGCAGUACUAUGGGUAUCAAUAUAGACUAAGUCGUGUGAAUGACCCAAGAAAAUAUUUUGCUUUGUGCAAUAUACAGUUGCAAUUGAGUUUUAUAUUAUAUUUUGUUGCAAUAUUUUUUAACAAAAAGUGCUAAUACCUGUACUAUAGGUGUCAUAUACUUACCUUUAAAGGUAACAACAUACAUAUUUCAUAAAUUAAUAAAUUACAUUCAAAGUGAAAAGUAUUGGUUAUUAGUGUAUUUAUUUAGGUUAGGUUAUUAAACUGUUAAAUAGAUAAUAUUGCAGAUCUUUUGGAAGAUU